AAAUAUAAUUUGCACAAAUGCUGACAUCGGAAGAGAAGUGAAGUGGCCCCACUCCUAUACAUUGUUCGCCAACUCUGUGUUGAUGGGCUGUUGUUGCUGAGUUCUUCUUCGCUCCAUUCUCCAACUCGCUGGAUCUCGCUUCGUCAACUCAUUCAUUCACUCUCCGAGUUUCUGCACCGAGUCACAUCUUCCUUUACUCUCAAUUUCUUCUUCAAAUUUAGGGUUUCUCCGCCCUAAAUUCCCACUCCCAAUUUCUACUUCUCUUUGACGAUCGAUCAUCAGCUGAAUUUUGUGAUAGUUGGUGGAAUUUGAUUCAUGUCGUGACUUUUUUCAGGGUUUGAAUUUAAGGAAUUUGGGGUAUUCUAAAAGCAUGAAUUACCUCCUUGGAGCUUUCAAGCCUGCUUGUCAUAUUUCGAUUGCAUUUGCUGACGAAAAGAAUCGAAAGAAGGUUCCCAUCAAGAAAGAAAAUGGUCAAACUGUUAUGGUUCCGCUCUUUCAAAGUCAAGAGAAUAUCGUUGGCAAGAUCUCCGUAGAGCCAGUUCAAGGGAAAAAAAUUGAGCACAAUGGCAUAAAAGUUGAGCUUCUCGGCCAAAUAGAGAUGUAUUUCGACAGGGGAAACUUUUACGACUUUACCUCUCUAGUUCGUGAAUUGGAUGUCCCUGGUGAAAUAUACGAAAGAAAAAAUUAUCCCUUUGAAUUUUCCACCGUGGAAAUGCCCUAUGAAACAUAUAAUGGAGUGAAUGUAAGACUUAGGUAUGUUCUCAAAGUAACAAUCAGCCGUGGUUAUGCUGGAAGUAUAGUAGAAUACCAUGACUUUGUGGUUCGCAACUAUUCUCCACUACCGUCAAUUAACAAUAGCAUCAAGAUGGAAGUUGGAAUUGAGGAUUGCCUGCAUAUUGAGUUUGAAUACAAUAAAAGCAAGUAUCAUUUGACAGAUGUCAUCAUAGGAAAGAUAUAUUUUCUUCUUGUAAGAAUCAAGAUAAAAAACAUGGAUCUUGAGAUCAGGCGUCGGGAGUCCACUGGUUCAGGUGCAAACACUCAUGUUGAAACUGAGACUCUUGCAAAAUUUGAGUUGAUGGAUGGGGCUCCAGUCAGAGGUGAAUCAAUUCCCAUUAGACUGUUCCUUAGUCCGUAUGAGCUGACGCCUACACAUCGCAACAUCAAUAACAAAUUCAGUGUCAAAUAUUACCUCAACCUUGUUCUUGUUGAUGAAGAGGAUCGUCGGUAUUUCAAGCAACAGGAAAUUACAUUAUACCGCCUUGCUGAGAACUCUAGUUAGCUGUUCCUUUGGUUUAAUCUAUUUCCAUGAUAAGCUAUAGGUUAUUCACUUAUUCUGGAUGGGAAAGGAAAUAGCUAUUCCAAAAUCUGGCAGAUUGGAGUUUUUUUUUUUUUUUUUUUUUUUUUUUUCCUGGAAAGGGUUUGGUCUAAAGCUGUAUCUUUGACUCUUCUUGGUAUAUUUUUCCUUUUUUUUUUACCCCGAUUUUCCGUUCCAUGAUUCUGUUUAUCUGGCUUGUACAUCAGGUGUGGUUGAUGAUUUAAUAGCAUAUGUUGUUUUGAAAUUGUAUUCCUUUUUUUCUUUAUCGAUUUUGCAUUUCUGAAAAUGUAUGUUGAUGACUUGAUGCCACUCAUAUUUGGCUUUCUACCUCCUAAUUCUAUAAUUCUUGCUACAUUGCUGUGAUUCAA
This is a messenger RNA of Chenopodium quinoa (quinoa), 1683 nucleotides long. RefSeq names its product vacuolar protein sorting-associated protein 26A. Gene Ontology annotation, biological process: retrograde transport, endosome to Golgi; intracellular protein transport. The transcript is spliced from 12 exons. The record is from RefSeq and is a predicted model, not a curated record. Bases 371 to 1279 code for a protein of 302 amino acids. NCBI's taxonomy places the organism in Eukaryota, Viridiplantae, Streptophyta, Magnoliopsida, Caryophyllales, Amaranthaceae. Gene Ontology annotation, cellular component: retromer complex; endosome.